AUGUCGACAAACGAGACUUUUUACCUGCGUUACUACUCAGGUCACUCUGGGCGGUUCGGGCAUGAGUUUCUAGGUGGGUUCCCUCUCCUCUCCGAAGCGUAUCAAUGGGCUGACUUUGUUUCAGAAUUCGAUUUCCGUACCCUUUCCGAUGGUAACAGCGCCGCUGUCCGAUAUGCGAACAACUCCAACUACCGCAAUGACUCCCUCAUCCGCAAAGAGAUGUGUGUGAGCUCAGCCAUGAUCGCAGAGAUCAGGCGCAUUAUCAAGGAAAGCGAGAUCAUGAAGGAGGACGACUCCAAGUGGCCGCAGAAGAACAAGGAUGGACGCCAAGAGCUGGAGAUCCGACUAGGCAGUGAGCACAUCUCAUUUGAGACCGCGAAAAUCGGCUCAUUGGUGGAUGUGACGGAGUCGGCUGACCCUGAAGGACUGCGGGUAUUCUAUUACCUUGUCCAGGACCUGAAGGCGUUGAUCUUUUCGCUCAUUUCGCUCCACUUCAAGAUCAAGCCCAUCUAA
Molecule: messenger RNA, 513 nt
Organism: Penicillium odoratum
Lineage: Eukaryota; Fungi; Ascomycota; Eurotiomycetes; Eurotiales; Aspergillaceae
Product: mago nashi family protein
Exons: 6
Coding region: 1-513 (170 amino acids)
Biological process (GO): RNA splicing
Cellular component (GO): exon-exon junction complex; nucleus
Source: RefSeq, a predicted model, not a curated record